Molecule: messenger RNA, 2537 nt
Organism: Drosophila persimilis
Lineage: Eukaryota; Metazoa; Arthropoda; Insecta; Diptera; Drosophilidae
Gene: MED15
Product: mediator of RNA polymerase II transcription subunit 15
Exons: 5
Coding region: 71-2356 (761 amino acids)
Biological process (GO): regulation of DNA-templated transcription
Molecular function (GO): transcription coregulator activity
Source: RefSeq, a predicted model, not a curated record
AAUUAGAAAAUUUUGCAAAAUAAAAACCGAUUUAAAUCGCUUAAGCUGGCAGAUUAACUAAUUCAAAAUCAUGACGGAGGACUGGCAGAGCUCGAAGUUUCGCCAGAAUGUUAUUUCCAAAAUACACGACUUGUUGCCGCCGCAUGCCCAGGAUCAGACGAAGAAUGCCAGCGUUAUGGAGAACCACAUUUUCCGCAAGUCUCGCAGCAAGGACGAGUACCUUGGACUGGUGGCGAAGCUCUUCAUGCACUACAGGGAAAUGUCGCGGAAGUCCCAACAGCAGCAACCACAACAACAGCAGCAGCAACAACAGCAGCAACAACCGCCGCCUCCAAACGCGGAAAUGGGGCAGCAGAACAUGAUGCAGGAUCCGCUGAAUGCGCUACAGAACCUGGCCACCCAGGGCAACCGCAAUCCCCAGAUGAUGCCCAUGUCCGGAGGAGCUCCUGUGCCUGGCGGGCCCGGCACUGCGUCGAACCUGCUGCAGUCCCUCAACCAGCAGCGACCCGGCCAGCAAAUGCAGCCCAUGCCCAAUAUACGAGGCCAGAUGCCUAUGGGUGCGGGUGCAGGCGGUCCACAGCAGAUGAUGCAGGUACAGCAAAUGGGCGGCGGCGGCAAUGCCACCGGCGUGAUGAACGUAAUGGGAGCAGGCGGUGCCCAAGGACAGGGCCAGAUUGUGGGCAAUGCUGGCCAGCAGAUGGGUGGCAUGCCUAAUCAAAUGGUGGGCCCUGGGCCGAACAGUGGUCCCGCAGGUGGGACCGGUGGACCGAAUGCUCCUCCUGGUGCCGGUGCCGGCCCUGUGCCCAAUCAGAUGCAGAGUGGAGGACCCAUGAAUGUGAAUUCCAUGCAACAGAUGCCGCCCAUGCAGCAGAUCCAGCAGAACCAAAUGGCGAUGGGCAUGAGUCCCAUGAUGCGCAUGGGCCAGGGUAACGGCAUGGGUGGACCCCAGGGCAUGGGCCAGGGCAUGCAGGGAAUGCCGCCCAAUAUGCAGCAGCCGCAGCACAAUGUCGGCGUGGGCGGACCGGCGGGUCAGCAGCAGCAGGUGGUGCCCCCCAAUGCCGUGCAGCAGGCUGGCAUGAAUCCCAUGGGAGGCAUGGGUGUCAAUAUGCCGCCGAAUAUCCAGCAGAAGCCAAACAUGGCCAUGGGCCAGGCGGGACAAAUGUUCCCCGGCAAUCGCGGUGGCGUCGUUGGUGGCCAGCAGGGACCGGGACAGCCCUUCAUGCGGUCGAGUCCCUCGCCAGCGGAUGCCCAGCAGCUGCAACAACAGCAGCAGGCACAGCUCCAACAAAUGCAGCAGCAACAACAGCAACAACAACAGCAGCAGCAACAACAACAACAACAACAGCUUGUGGGAAACCAGACGCCGACGCAACAGCCGCCAACGCCACAGAUGCCCACGCCGCAGAUGAUACCCAGUCCGGCACUGGUGCCGCAGUCCAGCCCCCAGAUGAUGAUGCAGAAUCCACAGCGAAACAUACGCCAGCAGUCGCCGAGCAAUGCCUCCAUCAACACGCCUGGCCAGGUAACCGGCAACAGUCCGUUCAAUCCACAGGAGGAGGCACUGUAUAGGGAAAAGUACAAGCAGUUGACCAAAUACAUAGAGCCACUGAAACGUAUGCUCGCGAAGAUCAGCAACGAUGGCACCAAUGUGGAGAAGAUGACCAAAAUGAGCAAGCUGCUGGAGAUCCUGUGCAAUCCCACGCAGCGUGUGCCACUGGAAACGCUGCUCAAGUGCGAGAAGGCACUGGAGAGGAUGGAUCUGAUUUCCAUUUCGGGCCAACAGUUUGGCAAAUCCUCGAAUCCACUUUUGGAGGUCAUCAAUACCACGCUACAGAGUCCCAUAGCCAAUCACACAUUGCAUCGCACAUUCCGACCCACACUGGAGUUGCUCUUCGGCACGGAUAUCGUGGCUCCGGUGCCCGCAAAGAAACCGCGUAUUGAGGAGAAGUCCUCCCCCUUCGAGCAGGAUGUGCCCCACGUGCUGCAGGGCGAGAUUGCCCGCCUGGACACCAAGUUCAAGGUGAAGCUGGACACCACGUCGCAGAUCAACAAUAAGUCUAUUCGGUUGAUCUGCUGCCUGGACGACAAGCGACUGCCCAGUGUCCCGCCAGUGAGUGUCAGUGUCCCGGAGGAGUACCCGUGGCAGGCGCCCGACUGCUCCCUCACCGAACAGGAGUACUCGGCCACGCCCUUCUUGCAGACCGUGCAACAGGCUCUGAUUGCACGUAUCUCCAUGCUCCCGAAGAACUACUCGCUCUCGCACCUACUCGACACCUGGGAAAUGGCCGUGCGGCAGGCCUGCUCGCCCCAGACCAAACCCAAGGUCUGCGAAUUUACCGCUCUUUUUGGGGUGUGAAUAAUGAUCUGAAAGUACUUAGUGUUAGGUGAAAACUUAUUCUAUAUCGUAUGAUUACCGUCAAUAUAUCAAGUUAUCAUUUGAUUCGAGAAAACCGAUUGCAAAAAAUUAUCUGGUAAAGGAAAUAUUCGUAUUUAGUGUAAGAGUAUUCCAUAUCGUAUAAAAUAAACCGAAGAAACUA